AUGGCCAACCCACCACGCACACAGCAGGUGCCGCAGCAUGUCACCGCGCUCCUCUCCCACCUCACCUCCCGCCCAGGAGUGCAAUCUACGCUGAUCCUCUCCCGCAAAGACGGCUCCAUCAUCCAGCGAACAGGCCAGCUCGCCCCUCAAGAAUCCAGCCAACCGCGUCCUACACCCAUCGCACCCAGCGAACAAACACUCUCCCCCUCCGACUCAGCACCCGCCCCACCUGCUCCCUCAGCUCCAUCACACCAAAUCUCGCAGGCGGAGGCACUAGCCGCUCACAUCUUCGCCUUUGUCACAAGCGCAUCCGCACUAGAAGCUUCACUCUCCAGACCUAUCACCCAGCAAUCGAACGAGAUCCCUCCUACCUCUGUGGGAUUGGAUGGAUACGAUACCUACUCAAAUGGCACCCACAAUCCGCAGGAGGACCGAGAUGGCGAGAGUACUGACCGGGAGGACGAAGAGGUGAAGCUGCUGCGCAUGCGAACCCGGAAACAUGAGAUUGUCGUGGUGCCGGAUCGAAAGUACCUGCUUUGUGUUGUGCACGAUGCUUCGCAUGCGAACGGAGGACCUAGUGCACGGGGUCCUCGUUCUUCUCGGUAA
Molecule: messenger RNA, 606 nt
Organism: Penicillium odoratum
Lineage: Eukaryota; Fungi; Ascomycota; Eurotiomycetes; Eurotiales; Aspergillaceae
Exons: 2
Coding region: 1-606 (201 amino acids)
Biological process (GO): microtubule-based movement
Cellular component (GO): cytoplasmic dynein complex; cytoplasm
Molecular function (GO): dynein intermediate chain binding
Source: RefSeq, a predicted model, not a curated record